AUGGACGGCGCGAAGGAGGUGCUGGCGGCGACGGUACCAAUUGGGGAUGAGGGAAGGACGACGGUUACGUACGAUGCGACGACUUGGACGUUGAGCGUGAGGAGCGAAAAUUACGCGUCGGAUGAGGUGGAAUCGUAUAGCACGACGUCGAUAUUGAACACGCUUAAAACGCUCACGUACGUGCACAACGGAGAGAACAUCGCGAUGACACCACGAGGAGUGACGGCGAUCGUUACGGAUGCGUCCGGGCGGAUGAGCGCGCCAGCGUUGGCGACGAUCAAGAUGAGUCGGACAAACGCGGCGCCUGUGCUCGAUUUGAACGGACCGCGAGACGGACAAACGUACUCAGUGGUGUUAACGGAGAAAGAGCGUAUGAUUGGGGUGAGGCUGACUGAUGUGGAAUACGCGUGCGGUGACGAUGACGACGUCGUCCUCGCAAGCGCCGCCAUUGCGAACGUUGAUGUUGGGAGUCUUCCAGACGGUGCGGCCGAAUAUAUUUCCGCAGACACCACGGGAACGAGCAUCGCAUCGGCAUGGGACUCCACGCAAAAGAGAUUAUUGCUUUCAAACUACGACAGCGUGACAAACUACUGUAAAGUUAUCGGCACCAUUCGUUACCACAACGAAGGAAGCGUGGAACAAGUGACAGGAUCGCAGUAUGAAGGAGGGGGAGAUCAAGUCUCCAAUAAUCUUAAAUUCACAGCAGGAAUUCGCGCGUUUAACUUCACACUCACGGAUUCUUCCGGUAAUUCCGUCACGGCAACUGCGAACGUUGACGUGCAAGAAUCUUCUCGCGUCGGCGAUGCUUUGUACGACGAACUCAUCACCGAUCCGUUGUUUUGCAACAAUAACGGUAAGCGCGGAAAGAACUCCGCUGUAUGCAGUUGCACUAUUAUUCCGCCCGCGGUAGAGUCCGAAUACUCUGGUGAUGCGUGCGAAACGCACGUGUGUUCGGAGCGCGGCACGUACGAUCGUCCGACCCAGACAUGCGACUGCAUCGAUAGUUUUUCAGGUAGCAACUGUGGGAUCGAGUGCAACGCGCACGGUACCUACAACUCCUCUACAAAUGUAUGUGAGUGUAACGUUGGCUUUACUGGGAGAGACUGCAGCGUCGUUUGUGGCGCAUGCUCAGCCGAAACUGGUACAUGCUCUCUCACCGCGACGUCAGAGGCAUCGUGGAACGCCGCGACUAAGGAGUACACUUUGAAGGAACCGCAGUGUACGUGCUCUUUAGGAUAUUCCGGUUCAUCGUGCACACAAGAGUGUCCUUGCGCAACGGAACCCUUGGCGCAACAAGGUACCUGCGGUGCCGAUGCAUCAGGUGAGGGUAUUUGUAUUUGCAAUCCUGGCUACACCGGCGCCGACUGCACUAUUGGAUGUACUGUCGAGUGUGGUACGUACGGAGAGUGCUACCCCCCACCAGAGCUUGCUGCAGGUAUCAAAGACAAACUGAUGGAAAUCUAUACCGAUACGACUAUAGGGGAUCAAUCUGCGCGUGAGGAUGCCGCCUUGGCAUAUCAGGAAAACAAUAUCACGACGUUGUGCAAAUGUCUUGCGGGCGCGGAUGGGAAACUUGUGCGGGCGGGAGCGACGUGCAACUUACCGUGUCCCGAUUGUGGCUUUGGUGAGUGUACUGAAAAUGCAACAUGCUCGUGCUUUCCUGGUUACACAGGCGCAGAUUGUUCGCAGGCAUGUAACGGGAACGGGGCCGUGAGGUACCUGACGUCCGAAGAAGUCGCAACGGUGACCGAUCGAUUUCCAAACGCGACUUCGACUGGGUUAUUCAACACGACAGAUGUACACGAGUACACGAGUCCAGAUGGACGAGAAAUUGCAUUUUGCAACUGCGAAGACGGAUGGACCGGAGAUUAUUGCGAAGUUCAAUGUGCCACGUGCUCCGCAUUUGGCACUUGCGUAUUCAACGGUACGCACGGCAACUGUGUGUGCUCUCCGGGAUUUACUGGUGCAGACUGCUCGAUCACUUGCGUACCAUGUGUCCAUGGGACGUGUGGACCGACAGGCGCGUGCGUGUGUAACGCAGGGUACUCUGGCAACGACUGCAACAUCGAGUGUGGUGAUGAUAUCUACUUGAGUCGAGGAACGAGAAACUUGAACGGCGCAUUGGACGGACUUGGCUUACUUGGCACCACGGUGACGUGUGAAUGUAACGAGGGCUUCACGGGCCCGAUGUGCAACUACAUUUGUCCUUAUUCGUAUAACGCCGCAAACGGCGUAUGCGUCAUGAAAGACGCAAACGAUGCGGACUUUGGAGAUCCGUGGAUGACGGAAGUCGUGUGCAAACCGGGUUGGACAGGCUUACCGCAAGUCAAUCGUCUCGCAGACGGGAGUGUCAGUAGAGGACGUGACUGUAACAAAGCAUGUGACGCAUGCGCCUUCGGGACUUGUCAGGACGACGGCGAGUGUGUUUGCGACUACGGUUACAUUUGGCAACCUGCGACGCGUUCGACGGCGGAUGUCGGCCGUACGGCUGCGGUGACUCCGUACCCGUGGUGGACCGGAGGCUCCAAUGGUGUGUUCGAAUCCGCUGAUAUUGGCGGUACAUCGUCCUUAUUUUAUGAUGCGGCAUACCACACGUGUGCAAUCAAGCAUCCGUGUUCCAUGAAUGGUGAGUAUGUAAACGCAACGUGUGCUCCGGGUUUCUCCAUGGUCGCGGGCACGGGACAGCCUUGGACGAAUGUUGAUCCAAACGGAGUCGGUGGAUACGGAUGUUCGGGCACUUUGGUAGCUGAUGGCACAUGUCAAGGUGGCGAAUACCUCGUCGCGAUGCCUUACGUGGAGAAACGAGUGGAUGGAUCGAUAAUUCGGGACCCCACUGCCUUGAAGUCACACACUGAGUGGGGGAUUAUCGCGGGCGCCGUGUGCGCUCCAGAUGAUAGUACAACUGGGCCACAAAUGCCCAUCACUGGCGGAUAUUGCGUGUGCGACGCCUUAAGCGUGGGGAGAAGUGAAUUCCCAAGCUCACAGUCAUUAACAUCGAAAGUUUACGAUGAAUAUUGGCAAGGUUGGGCCGGGUCCACUUGCGACAUCCCGUGCGCACCGUGUUCGGGAAAUGGCGUCUGCAAUUCGACCACGGGUACAUGCGACUGCGCCGAUGGCUGGACUGGGUAUCGUUGCCUAACACCGUGCGAGCCGUGUGUUCACGGCACGUGUCAGUACGACGGUAGUUGCCUGUGCGACGGAACGAGACGGCUUAGAGAUCACUCAUUCGCUCUGCGUCUUGAUCGCGAUCCACAUUACGCAACCAACGGUGAACUAGCUUCGGGAGAGUACAUUCCUCCUUAUUACAUGAGUGCGAUUCAAGUGGAAGACUACGUCUGGGGCGUCGAUUCCGUAUGCGCUGAUCGCCCUGACUGCGCGAGCCGCACAAUUGAUUCCAAGUUACCCUUCAGACCAAAUGAAACGUACUUUCGGUACGGUGUAACCACCGCCGCUGACGCCGUUGGGGCAGCCACUCGCACCGCACUCGAGGCGCAGCUUCUGCAGUAUCAAAACGACAUUGUCAACAUCCCCGAAUCAAUGCGCGCGGACGAUAUCUGUUCGAAAUUGGACUAUAAAAAUGACGCAACGACGGGCGAAUGCAUGGCUUCGCUCGCGUCGACCACAAACUGCGGCGACGACUGGGAAGCUGCCAAUCCUUGGGACUGCGACGACGCAUUGAAGGCGCAUUUCUUACGGAUGCGUAAAGAAGCAAUCGGAGCCACUCGAGUAGAUCUAAAAAUAGCGACAGAGUCAUCCGAUCAGGAGCGCUGGUACACAAACAGUAAAGACGAGCGACAGCGUUUGAUGAACGUCUUCCUAGCGGGUAUGUACGAUGCGACUAGUGGAGAAUAUGUGACCACGCGCACGACAGGCGCGGAUCGUACAAUGAUUUGGAUCAUCAAUACGCUUAUCCACGGUGUGAAUUCCGGAUUAACAGGCGCCUAUACGGGAACAACAUGUUCCAUUGCGUGCGACGCGUGUGAUCCAGAUCACGGGACGUGUCAACUGAAUGGCAAGUGCGAAUGUGAAACCGGUUGGUACGGAGAAAGGUGUGACAAGUCCUGCAAUUGCUUCAAAGAGUACGCCACAAAUGAAGAUGGUAGUGUUUCCGAAGUCAUCAAAACGACCGCACACGGAGUGCAGAUUCGAUCAUGGGGAUUCUGCAAGCGAGACGGGACUUGCGUGUGCGGUACCGACGAUGGAGGGGUACAAUAUUCUGGCGAAGAUUGUUUCGUACCCUGUGCUCCGUGCCACAACGGCGCGUGCCAAGCAGACAGCACUUGCCUUUGCAAUAAAGGAUGGUUGGGCACGACUUGUGACAUUCGAAAUUUUACGGAAUGUCUCCCAUGCAAUUACGAUCACGGCGCUUGCCUCACCGACGGUACGUGCAAAUGCGACGUCGGUUGGACUGGGUUGUCUUGCGAUGUUCAAUGUAACCCUUGCGUUAAUGGCUACUGUCAGAUGGACGGAUCGUGUGCAUGUCAAGAUGGUUGGUCGUUUGUCGACUGCUCUCGGCCCGAGGCUUCUUCAUUCAUCGUCAAAUCUGAAUUCACGGAGGGACCAGAGGGCUGGACGGUGUACAAUAAUUCGUGCUCGGGUGAGCUCGCCGAAUCAAUUUUAUCUGGCAAUGUCUACGACCCGUUCGCGAUCAAUUCGGAGCAAUUGAUGCGCGGAGAGUGCAAUUUUGCGUUCGCAGGUGGCGACAGCGGGUUACUCUGGGAAGGGAUAAGCGGAUAUCUACACCUCACGGACAAGUUGACGGACGAUUCCACGAACGGACUCGCGUACUUGCGCGCACCCGAAAAAUUCACGGGUGAUUUGCUGAGUAAAAAUGCAUACGGCGCUUCGAUAACGUAUUCAUUGUAUAUGGUGGAGUCAGCGGCAAAUUCUGCGGCAAACGCGGGGACCGCGCAUGUGGAGGCGCAUCAAACAUCGGCGUACGAUAUCAUUCUCAUGGGCGGUCGACCGCGGUACAACCGCGAAGUGCCAGUGUGGGGUUCUCGCGAUCAAGUGUAUAAUUGGAGCCGAACAAAUUUCCCAGAGCUCGGGCUGAAUCAGCAACUCUCGCGUGCGCAGACCAUAGCAAUCGUGGAACAGUACCUCAACACACCGCAAGUCUUUCUUGGAUAUAAAAUUGACUCUGAUCAAAAGGGGUAUCCGCCGACGUCUUGCUCUGCGGCGAGAUGCGGUUUGAAUUUCAAGGUUGAUCUCUUGGAAAGUGCAGGAUGGAAAAACCUGGAGCCAGUCCUUUCAGGGUUCAAGUGGUCGAAUGAUCCCGCUGUGCAUUACAUGGACGGAACGGUCUACACCACUCGAACCUCAGGUAAUCCCUAUGACCCAUUUUCCGGUUUGACGGCGGCGACGCUUAACUUAGCUGCAGACAUACCCAUCGUCACAGAUACGACUGGUCGAAGUGAUGGUGGUACAGUACUACAGCAAUCGAGUGGUAGAGAGAUUGCGCGAGAUCGCCUCGACUUUGAUGUUUAUCCAGAGGUUUACGAGGCAGUUGUGGCGAACCGUCUAUCGCGGACUGGUAACCCUGCCACAUUUAGCGAUCUUGCUUGGUGCUUGGCGUCGCUCACAGAAAUUUUGGUGCGAGCCGACUAUUACGUUCAAGAAGCAGUGGAUCCUUCGGCCACAGUUGUGGGCGAGUCCAUUCGGUUCGAUUCGUUUGGUAUCGGGACGUUUGUGGACGUGAAUGCCGAAGAACAACGUCAAAUCUCGCUGUUCAACUACUACAGACAAUACAAAAACGAUUACUCUGUCGCGUACCUCGAUGAGCUUUACGAAAGCAUGCGGCCGAGUGUGUGUAAGGGCAAAUGGUACCUCACCGGCGAUCCAGACGCGAGUUUGGGCGAUGCGUGCAAGCAAGAUCCGGCGCAGCUGCGCGUCACGUGCGCUGGGAUUUUCGACACUACCACCACCGAACUUGGAGAUUAUUGCGUCAUCAAAUGCCCUGGAUACGACGUCGCGGCGGGAACGACGUGUUCUGGUUUCGGAACUUGCGGGCUUAACGAUGCGAACGUACCGACCUGCACGUGUAACGAAGGCUACAGCGCCUCCACGACGGGAUGUGCGUCCUCUGGCGCACGAUAG
Molecule: messenger RNA, 6096 nt
Organism: Ostreococcus lucimarinus CCE9901
Lineage: Eukaryota; Viridiplantae; Chlorophyta; Mamiellophyceae; Mamiellales; Bathycoccaceae
Exons: 1
Coding region: 1-6096 (2031 amino acids)
Source: RefSeq, a predicted model, not a curated record